Aplysia californica (California sea hare) is the source of this 883-nucleotide messenger RNA. Its product is annotated as dymeclin. The record is from RefSeq and is a predicted model, not a curated record. Gene Ontology annotation, biological process: Golgi organization. Gene Ontology annotation, cellular component: Golgi apparatus. NCBI's taxonomy places the organism in Eukaryota, Metazoa, Mollusca, Gastropoda, Aplysiida, Aplysiidae.
UGCGAUGCACGCCCCGACCCUGAUGAAAGCGCUGCUGUGGAACUACAUCAACCAGGAAAAGUGCCCGGCCGAGCUGUUCAGGGGGCACUCGGAUAGCUCGGGGCUCAUCUACAACGCCACGGCGGCGCUCGCCUCGAGCCUGUGGAGCGUGGUCACCCUGGGCAUGGGCAACAAGGGGAAGAAGGUGGAUUCGGAGCUGUCAGAGACCCUCCUGGCCAAUCAGAGCCUUCUGUUCAUCCUGGUGCUGGCCAAUCACUGCACGUGUGACCGCUCUGUGACCAACCCUUACCGGCAGGCUCUCUUCUCCUUCACCGACACACAGGACGGUCAAGAACGUUUUGUGGUUCAAGGAACGGCAACUCUCGGAGAUUUCUCUGGGCGGCCUUCUCAUUCUGGUGGUGAUACGCACGAUACAGUACAAUAUGACCCGCAUGAGGUCUGUUUUCCCAGCUUUGCAAAAGACACUCACGAUUGGUGGAACAAAUACGACAGUCGGCCAUGGACAGUCAGGCGAACGAACACACUGAUGAACGCGCGGAUGCUGAGCAGCAAGAUAAUGUGAUAGCGUUUUUCUCAGCAAGACUGGAGCCCCUGGGUUCGAACCCCUCCCCGGGUGAUGUCCUUCAGACCAUCAAGGACGGAAGUCUCACCUUCAAGAAGGAUAAGCUGAAGAAAUUCCCCGAGCUGAAGUUCCAGUACGUGGAGGAGGAGAGCCCGGAGGAGUUCUUCAUCCCGUACAUCUGGUCGCUGGUGUACCACAGCGCCAACCUGUACUUCAACCCCGGCCGCAUCCUGCUCUUCUCGCUCAACUCGGAGGACGGGGCCGCAGGGAAGAACGUGUGAUUGUGUGUGGUGGGGGUUGUGAGGGGGAAAGGGAGGGGGA